Molecule: messenger RNA, 342 nt
Organism: Rangifer tarandus platyrhynchus (Svalbard reindeer)
Lineage: Eukaryota; Metazoa; Chordata; Mammalia; Artiodactyla; Cervidae
Source: the annotation of a GenBank genome assembly
AUGACCAUAAAACCUGAGACUGUGAGCCACGUGGCAGAGAAGUUCUCUCCAUUUCCCUCACCCUCCUCCUGCCCUCCGCCCUGGCAGCCCUUCCCAAUAAAGUCCGUUGCUUGGACAGCACUCCUCUCCUCGGACAAUUCACUUCCAAGUGUCAGACAGGAACCCACUCUCAAGCCCUGGAAGGGAUCCCCCUUCCUUCAUCAAAACCACAAUCCAGGAGAAAACAUCUUCAAAAUGCUAUCUUGUAGAGAAGGAAAUGGCACCCUCUCCAGUAUUCUGGCCUCAGAAAUCCUGGGGACAGAGGAGCUUGGUGGACUACAGUCCAACAGCAGGGCAUUCUAA